Messenger RNA from Anoplopoma fimbria (sablefish), 6621 nucleotides. RefSeq names its product phosphodiesterase 4A, cAMP-specific (gene pde4a). Lineage: Eukaryota; Metazoa; Chordata; Actinopteri; Perciformes; Anoplopomatidae. The record is from RefSeq and is a predicted model, not a curated record. Gene Ontology annotation, biological process: signal transduction. Gene Ontology annotation, molecular function: 3',5'-cyclic-AMP phosphodiesterase activity. Bases 656 to 2776 code for a protein of 706 amino acids. Gene Ontology annotation, cellular component: cytosol; nucleus; perinuclear region of cytoplasm. The transcript has 15 exons.
AACAGAUACAACGUGAAGGGCAAAAGGCUGCCUAAUUGGGAUGUUACCACAGAUCAUCACGGUUGUUUUCGCAGCCACGGGUGUCCUCGGGGUGGUGCGUGUGUGACGGCAGCCACUGGGACGAGGAAACCAGAUGGGGACAGAGGUCCAGUGUGGGCCGGCCGCUCACAGCAGCAGGAAACAGCUGAGCUGGUGAAAUAUCAGAGGAGCUCUUUUCUGGGAGGCUCAGGAGGAGAUAAACAAACCUGCAGAGGCAAGGAUUAAGGAGACCUGCAUAAAUCCCAGGAACAAACCGAGGAUGUGAGAAGAGGGGAACCGGAGUUUAAGCAUCCAGGGCGCGAGGAUCACAGUGCAGGAUAUGCAGGUUUAUGCACUCUGACUCCUGCGGCACGAGACAAGCGGGGGAGCAGGACUAAAGGGAGGAUCGGGGCCUCGCUAUAAGAGCUCGCUCUGGAUUUAGGACAGUGUGCAUCACGUAGGGGGCAGGUGCUGCGGCUCCCGUCUGCCUGAUACGUGAGUCGACGCACUAAAAAGUCGAUGAGGGGGACUGCGUGGGAGGGAGACAGCCAAACAGAGCGAGACAGCCAGUUUUAAGUGGAGGCUGGGGGAGUUUUCUUUAAACUUGUCGGCUCCAGCAGGGCCAGAGCGGGCAGCGAUGAGUCAGAGGAAGCUGACACGACAGAUGAGGUUGUGGGAGAGUCCUGAGGGUCCUCCUCCUGCGCCCUCUCUCACCUCACCCCUGUCACCGGGCGAUCCGCCGCGAGGACACGGGGGCUCCUCUUUGUUUCGGCGAAUGAAACUGAACCGCAGUAUUCAGGAGCGCAGACGCUCCUCUCACUGUAACAUCACAUCUCUGGGCAGCUUCGAUUCAGAGAAUGGUCCCUCGCCAGGACGCAGUCCCAUGGAUUCGCAGGCGAGUCCUGGGUUGGUGCUCCACCCUUCUUUCCCCCAGAGCCAGCGACGGGAGUCCUUCCUGUACCGCUCCGACUCCGACUACGACACGUCCCCCAAAACCAUGUCACGCAACUCCUCCAUCAACAGUGAGGGGCACGCCGAAGACAUGAUCGUCACCCCUUUCGCUCAGGUGUUGGCCAGCCUACGAACUGUAAGAAGCAACUUCACCAUCCUCGCCAAUGUCACAACACCCACUAACAAGAGGUCACCAGUGACAAGCCAACCCACUGUUCCCCAAGCUACACUCUCUGAGGAGACGUACCAGCAGAUGGCUCGGGAGACUCUGGAGGAACUGGACUGGUGUCUGGACCAGCUGGAGACCAUUCAGACCCACCGCUCCGUCAGCGAGAUGGCCUCCAACAAGUUCAAGAGGAUGUUGAACAGGGAGCUGUCCCAUUUGUCAGAGAUGAGUCGCUCAGGGAACCAGGUGUCAGAAUACAUCUCCACUACCUUUCUAGAUAAACAAAACGACGUGGAGAUCCCGUCCCCGACCUUGAGGGAGAGGGAGAAGCCCAUGUGUCACAUCAGCGGUGUGAAGAAGCUCACGCACAGUUCCAGCCUAUCGAACUCCACCACGCCUCGAUUCGGUGUGAAGACUGAGCAUGAGGAGGCGUUAGCCAGGGAGCUGAACGACUUGAACAUAUGGGGCCUUAAUAUCUUUCGUGUGGCAGAGUACUCUAAUAACCGUCCCCUCAGCUGCAUCAUGUUUGCCAUCUUCGAGGAGAGAGAUCUACUGAAGACCUUUCGGAUCCCUGUGGAAACGUUUGUCACCUAUGUGAUGACCCUGGAGGACCACUACCACGCCAAUGUGGCCUACCACAACAGCCUCCACGCUGCAGAUGUCACUCAGUCCACUCAUGUACUGCUGUCCACUCCGGCGUUAGAUGCUGUGUUCACUGAUCUAGAGAUACUAGCUGCGUUAUUUGCCGCUGCCAUCCACGAUGUGGACCAUCCAGGAGUGUCCAACCAAUUCCUCAUUAACACGAACUCAGAGCUGGCCCUGAUGUACAAUGACGAGUCAGUGUUGGAGAACCAUCACCUCGCUGUGGGCUUCAAGCUGCUCCACGAGGACAACUGUGACAUCUUCCAGAACCUGAGCAAGAGGCAGCGGCAGAGCCUGAGGAAGCUUGUUAUUGAUAUGGUUUUGGCAACAGAUAUGUCUAAACACAUGAGUUUGCUGGCAGACCUCAAGACUAUGGUGGAAACCAAGAAAGUGACAAGUUCUGGAGUACUGCUGCUCGACCAUUACACUGACCGGAUACAGGUGUUGAGGAACAUGGUGCACUGCGCUGACCUGAGCAAUCCCACCAAACCCCUGGCUGUGUAUCGACAAUGGACGGAGAGAAUCAUGGAGGAGUUCUUCAGGCAGGGGGAUAAGGAGAGAGAGCGAGGGAUGGAGAUCAGUCCCAUGUGCGACAAACACACUGCAUCUGUGGAAAAGAGCCAGGUGGGCUUUAUUGACUACAUUGUCCACCCACUGUGGGAGACAUGGGGGGACCUUGUGCACCCUGAUGCCCAGGACAUCUUGGACACUCUGGAGGACAACAGGGACUGGUACCAGAGCACCAUCCCACAAAGCCCUUCCCCUCCUCCCGUGUGCCAGGAUAAGGAUCUAAACGCCUGCAUCGACAAGUUUCAGUUUGAGCUCACCCUCGAUGACAGCUCUCAGAGAGAAGAGGGAGACGAGACGGACGAGACGACGCCAAACCACGUGGCACAGGACUGCAGUCAGGGGGGGAGGAGGAGGAGGAGGAGGAGGAGGAAGAAGAGGAGGGUAAAAAAGAGGAAGACAUUAUGGCAGAGGAGGAAAAUGAGGAUAUAAUAGAAGAGGAAGACGAGGUGGCUAUGGAGGAAGAGGAUGUGGAGGAGGAGCUAAAAGCUCAGUUGGAGGUGAGAUCUGAAAAGGAGAGACUUUCUGACACAAGUCCUGUAGAGGAGGAGGAAGAUUCUUCUUCACAAGCUGAAGAUACAUGAGUUCUGCUCCUGUGUCUCCCUCCCCACUUGCACACAUUAUCUUGUUCAUCCUUUCAAUGGCCAAACCAAGAACAAAUAAGACUGCAAUGACAAUACAGACCUUUAAAUAUAUUUUUCAAAAAGGGAAUAUAUUAAAAUCGCUUAAAGAGAAGGUGAUUACACAGCAACUGUAGAUUUGAAGUGGUGACAAGUCCUCCGACCGACUUCACAACAAACUUUAGACUAAGAGGAAUUUAGGAGAGCAUUAGCGACGGGCAACUGAAGACAGCGUAGCACUCUGGGACUGGAAUGCACACACACAAACACACAGAAAGGGACACACAAAUACACACACACACACACACACACACACACACACACACACACACACACACACACACACACACACACACACAGAAAGUAACAAGCUUGAACACAUAGUAGGAACAAGUCAUGAAUAAAACAAUUCAACGUGCGUAUGUGCAUGCUUUAUAUGUCAUGCAGUAUAAUUGGAGCACAAAUGUACCCCCUCCUUUCUGGCAAACACACACACACACACACACACACACACACACACACACACACACACACACACACACACACACACACACACACACACACACACACACACACACACACACUCGACUGUAUGUUUGCUUGUGUGCAUUGAGGGACAUUGAUCAGUAAUGAAUCUCUUUGGAAAAAGCCAUCUCUUAAUGGAGUAUUAACUAGUGUUCAGUCAGUAUUAGUAAUUCAUGUUAGAACUUCAACAGAAACUGUUCUCCUCAGAAAAGCUUCACAUCCGGGUGACUUUUUUUUUCCAUUUCUGUCGGAAAGAAAAAUAAGAAAAUCCACAGAGUUGGAGGAGGAGAAGAGAAGAAGAUAUACCAAGGGUAAAGAAGAUGCUGCGACGAGGGGGGGCCCGCCGGGUCCCGAACCCCUUUUCCCUUUACGAGGAGAGUGCUACUGGUGCAAGAUGGCUCUGUGCCUUUCUGAAACACCAGCUUCCUGAACGGAGCUGUCGUGAAGCAAUGCAUUGUGGGACAGGAGUGUCUGAUUUUGUUAUGGUUUUUUUUGAUUGUCUCUCGUUAAAGAUCUCUCUUUACUGUUCAUGGUAUUGUGGUGUGUCUCUCACACGUCCCGUUUUCUGUGGUGAUAUGUUUUAAGCUAAAAGUCUUCCUUUGUUGCUCUUCUGGUAAUAUAAUAACUCAGAACUCUAGAUGCAGAGCAAUCACUACCACCGCCACAAACCACCAGUGGACUCUUUCCAGCUUAUCUUUUAUUUUCUUAAUAGAAUACAUUCUUUUGUAACUUUCUGAGAAUAAGCCAUGUGAUGCUUUGAAGCAUAAGUUUUGCCUAUUUUCUAUUUAACAGUUGCUAAAUAUGUUAAAGGGAUACAGAAUUACUUCAUCAGCAGAACAAAUUUCCACUCGCCAUCUCACACCCACUUGCACUGCGUGGUUAUAUCUCCUCAUACACAAAGAUUCUCACCAAAGUAAAGGAUGAGAAACUCCAGAGGGUGAAGUGAUUUGAAGGAACAGAGACGAAUAGGAAAAUCAGGGAGGCAGAAUGUUUGGAGAAAGAAAGCGGUGGAUCGGUGGUCCCUAAUCAUCCUCGUUAUGUUUGAUGCUUUUUUGCCUUAAUGUCAGAUGCAGGAUACAUACCUGCAAGUAUGUAGAUUUAUAAGAUAUAUAAUAGAUAUCCUAGUAUAUUUAUAUCACGUCUGUAUGCUUAUUUCUGUGAGUAUCAGUGUGUCUACAAUGUAUCCAGCAUUGCAUUUGGAGGGGAGAGGGGAACAUUGCUGCCAGUUAGUUGUCAUGUUGUUGCUGUGCUCGGACCAACGUAAAGAAUGUGUCGUUUUUUAAUCAGAUGGUGAAAAUCUUUAGCGACCUGGAGGCACGGAGAAGAAAUCAGAAACGAGAGGCGAUGAGAAUGAAUAAGGAUGUUUGAAUCUGACCAGGUAUUGAUUUGUUGACAUGGUGGAGGUGAUGCAUGUGUGUGAUUGUUUGCGUGACUUAUUGUGUUGUCGUGAGUAAGCGAGCGGGUAACAGAAGGAGAAGGCAGGAUGCUAAAGAUGUCGUCGUACGUGUCAUUGGUCCAUCGCUGGCAUCACAACAUUGUCCUUGAAUGGCGUUCAGGAUUCGAUCAGCACAGCUUAAAGAGGUCACAGUUUGUUUAGGUGUUUGUUUUUCACAGGGUAAACAACAACAAAAAAAUAAUAUAAAAGAACAUGAAUGUGGUUCUUUUGGAGGGUAAGUUUCUGCAGGUCAGUAACUGAGCUUAUCUGAAGACACCACAGCUCGGUGCAACAGAAGCCUGUGUGUUUGAACUGCUCCGUCGCAGGAUGGAGCGGAGCUGCCGGGCCACCACACAGGCUUUCCUCUUGUGGAAUGGGAAUCCAGGAUUACUAUUGCAGUUACUUAAAUAAAAGAUUCCCAUAUGCAUCGGCCUUUUACUUUAAAGAUAUUGCUUUGUUUUUGUGGCUUCUUGUUAUGUCAUAAGCUAUAAAAACAUUAAUAUUUACUUGCCAUACAAACACGAUACUGUAGCAAUUGUUUCUUAUUAAGAAAAUUAUUCAAUUGAUUGAUUGCUGCCAUUCUUUUUAAAUUAUGAAAAGAAAACCAUGGGAAGUGUUUUCUUUGAACAGUUUGUGUACAGUUUAUUUUUAUAUCAUUCGGGUGGAUGGUCUGGAAAAUGAAUCACGUGUUGAUGAUAUAUAGCUAUAAGCAUUACCACUCUUGUAUAUAAUGUAAUAUUGGAUUGUAAAUUAUAAAUUUAUCCAAGUUUAUGAUUGACAAACAACCAAUUAAGGUUGUUAAGUGAAUCACUAAAACACUGCAGGCCACAUCCUCACCUUUCCAUUCUCUGGUUUUGAUCUCGCUCACUUGUGCUAACAUUUUUUAAUCGUCCACAUUUAUUGUUAAAAUCAAAUAUAUUUGUACCAGCACUUUAUUUCGUCAGGUUUUGAGGCGGACAGUGUGUUUCAGGUAGUGUACAGUCUGUGCUGGUGGUUUGGUCAUUGGCAGUCACCUGUUGAUUAUACCCCAUUGGGCCAAAUCACAAACCGUCAUUGUGCAGUAGUCAAUGUUAACCCCUUUUCUAGAGGCAUAAUCAAACAAACUAGUCAUUCUCUAUUAAAGGUCCGUGUGAGAUUGAACUACUUUGACUGAUAAAGUCAAAUGUAAGCUGAUGGGAUGUGACAUGUUGAAAGGAAAUAAAUGUGUCCUUAUCUAACUUGGCCAUUUAUAGUACUAUCACCACCUCUAUUUCUUAGUAACUUUAAUCAUUAGCCUGAUGGCCUACAUGUCCGUCCAGUGGUGGCCUAACUAGCUGGUUCCCAUCUGGGUUGCUGUCAGGUUACUUUGUCGCAGACUUACUCCCUCUGUGAAUAAUUCUCUGGGCUUUAAUUCAUGUGUUUGUUCACAAGUAACAAAGAUUAUUCAAGGGGAAAAAACAACAUGAAAUGAUUGUAAUAUUUGUAAAUGAUCUUGCCGUAAUGUGUAAAAUGUGUCCAAGUUAUUUUUUAUUAUAUUAUUUUUAUGAAAGUUUUUCCUCUCAACAGAGCUGAGGUGUCAUUUUGUGAAUAAAUGCAUUUAAUAAGCAAACAUCUAUAUAUAAAACAAUACUAUAGUAUAUCAGUAUAUUUUUCUUUUAUUUCACUGUUCGGUACUGUAAAGUGUGUUAAAAAUACAAAUAAAGUAAGAUUUUUAUAUU